AUGAGCUUUCCAUAACAUAUUCCUAGCACAUCACUUAGUUUUUUGGAUGCUAGUUUAUUGAUUGGGAAUUUAGAUUGGUUAUAUUUGUUAUCAAUGAAAGAAACAGAUGGAUUAUCAGAAAAGUCUUUAACAAAAAGUGAAGAAGUUUAAGGGUUUGAUGCAUUUCUAGAGCAAGUUGAGUUUACAAGAUCAGCAUAUAUUAAAUUAAGGUAGUGAAGUAUUGUUAUUUAAGCAGAUAGGAUUAUUUUAAUUUAAUAUAGCAUUCAUCUAGACAAUUGACAGAGAGUCUGUUGAACUCUAAGAACGAAUACUUUAGUAGAGCUAGUAUGAUGCUAAAUAAGAUCAAUAAAAGUAAAAUAGAGAAACCAAUUGUAAUGGCAUAAUGUAAGACACAGCAUAUGUAAUUUUAGAUCAUGAAUGUACAUAUGAAGUAUUUAAAUAAUGUUAAGGAGUGACAAAUAGUUCUGCUCUUUAAUCCAAUCCACCAAAAUGGCCUUGGGGAUUAGAAGAUUUUCAUAAAUCACUAUGCAAAUAAGAACUAUUGUCUCUCUUUUAUGAACCAGAUUAUGAUAGACAAAGCAUAGAUAAAAAUUUAUAGAGAUUAGUAAAGGAAAUAGAUCAUAAAUUAUUAUCAAAGGUUUUUAUAGAUUAUGCAUUGAGAGUUGGAACAUUUAAGUAUAUGUUGAGUCUUUGCGAUUUAAAUUUGAAAGAAAUAAUUAAGUUGCCAAAAUUCUAAUAAAAGAGUAGACAUCUUCACUAUAUGAGAUCUUUAUGUGAUCAAGGAGGAUUUACUAUAACUUAAUUGUAGCAAUUUACAAAGUUAAAUUAUCAUUAAAUGACUAUGACAUCCUCCCAAUCUUAUUUGUACAUAUUAGUGAGUUCUCCUGUAGGUGGAAUGUAUAAAAUAGGUACAGGCGAAGGUGGUACUGUUGCUGGUAAAGUAUAUCUACAUCAACCUAUUAAAAAAUAAGACGAUGUCUAAUGGGUAUUUCUACAAAAUAAAUUAUAUCUCAAAUAAUAAAAUGGAACUUUAGAUAUAAUUUGUCCUGAUACUUUUUAAAUUUUAAGUUAAAUGACUCUACAUUGUCCAGAAUUAUUUUAACAUCCAUAAAUGUAAGCUAUAAAUAAAAACUAUCCACUUAUUACAGAUGGAGAAAAAUUAUUUAUUAUUGGAAGAAAGCUCAAUAUUACAAAAAUUGAAGGAACACCAGCAAAAACUAGAGAACCAACACCUUCAAAUGCAAGAUCAUCAAAAAAGAAAGACGCUGAACAUUAACCUGCUGAUAACACUGUUAAAAUUAUGGAUUUUAUCCUUUUUGAAUUUGAUUUGAAUAAACCAACUGGAAAUGUUUAAAAUGAAGAAGAAUCUGAUAAAAAACUUUUGGCUGAAUUAUAUGAAUCUUUUUAAGGAUAUUUUAGUAAAGCUGAAAUAAGCAAAGCUUUGAAUCUUAAUAAAAAUGAUAUGCAAAAUGCAGCUUAAUGGUUGGUUGAAGAAGGAGAAAAAGAAAGAAACAAAACUACUGUCUCUGUUUCAAAAUAAACAUUACUUUGCCAAGCUGAAAUUACUACUGAUAUUUCAGCCAAAUAAGUAAAGAGUAGUGCUGAUAUUGGAUGUAAGGAAGGAUCAAUCCUUCAACCUUAAAUUAUUAGUAAUAUCAUUUGGACUAUGGAUAAAAAAUAUGUGACAGCUUAUUUUGAAUCUGGAAUCAAGAUUUUCUCUAAAGAUCCAGCAUAAGAAAAAGAACUUGAUCAAGCUAAAGAUGAUUUCAAUCUUAGAGAUCAUUAUUCAUCCAAAAAACCUCCUGCUUCUAAUCUACCUCUAAAAGGUACUUAUAUCACAACUGUCAAUAAAUACUUUAAUGAAUUCUAUUAAAAUCCUAAUUAUAUUGUUUCUUAUGAACAUAAUACUAAAAGAUUUUAUGUUAUGCAUAUUUAAUGGAACUCUACAGAUUUAUAAUUUCCUGCUUUAGUUACUAUAGGAUCUGAUUUUGUUCAUCGACCUUUAAAUCUGAAUUUAAGUCCAGCAACAACUUUUGAUGAAGAAGUAGUUAAUUUUCUACUUUAAUAAUAAGAAUAUCGUUACGAUUAAGAAUGGAGAUUGAAUGAUUGGUAUGUGGCUUAUUAAAUAAUGUUAAAGAAUUUAAAAAGUAUUAGUGAGCAUUUCUCUGAAGAUGAAGUUAAGAAAUUGAAAAGUGAAAAAUCUAAAUGCAUCUAAAGAAUAAAUAAAUCACUUCGAUCGAUCAAUGAUAGUAGAACAGAGGUAGAAUUAAAAAAGGUUUAUGCAUUUUGUGUAGAAGGUACUUACGAAGAAUUGAAAUAGAUUUGGUAAUUGUUCAAGAGAUUUCAUAAAGUUCAAUAUCUUUAACUUUUAUAAUAUUGGGUUUAAUAUAGUGAAAUAUCAAUUUUAUUAAAUGUAGGAGUUUAUGAUAUAUUAAAAGAGAUAGGAGAAUAUUUGAUAUAAAAUUGGUAAAAUGAAUUACACAGGAAUAUUUUUAUAAAAGGAUGGACAUUAUUUAUGUGUUCAAAUUCCCUUUAGUUGUAAUAUCUAAAAUUAGGAGAUACUCAAUUAUUAUAAAAUAUUAUAUCGACAUAUUCAAGCAUAUAAACAGAAACAGAAUCUGCAAUAUUAAAAUUAAAAUCUAAAAAUGUAAACUUAGAUGGAGAUUUUAAAUCAUUUAUCCAUAAAAAAGGAGCUUAACAUUUUUUGAUAGAACCAUUACCUAGAUUAUUAAUUGAUGUAGUUUAAAGUGUUAAGCUAUUUAAAAAGGUUUAUCCAAAAGGAUAUUUUGUAGAUUGUGAUAUAUCAAAAAUAAAUCAAUAAUUUUGGAUUUUAGCAAAAGAAUGGGCAAUAUAAUGUGAUAUAACAAAAUGGUAAUUUUUAAAUAUGAUAUUUAAUAUGGCAUUUAACGAAAAUAAUGAAUGGGAAGUAUAACAUAAAUUAGCAUUUAAUAUAUUAUAAGUUUUCGAAUUAGGAGUAAGCAAUAAAGAAGUAAAAGAAUUAAUAAUUAAACAUAAUUUUCUGACUCAUUUUUUACUUUAAUUAUUUUUAUCUCCAGUUUUAUAAUGUCCUAUAGAUUGUAGUCUUUUAUAAAUAUUAAUGUAAAUAAAUUAAAAUAUAGAAAUGCCUACAACUCCAUAUAGAAGUUAAGGCAUAGAUCCUAUAGGAUAUAAAGUAUUUGAAACUAGUCAUCCUUAUGAAAGAUAGAAAGUCUAAACUUUUGAAGAUACCUAUUUUCCAGGUGCUUUAGCUUUAGCAGUAGAAUUUGAUCCAAGAUGUUCUAGUGAUUAAGCUCAUGAUUUCUUAACAAUUAAUUCUUGGUAUUCUCCUCAUAGUGGUCCUUUUGGAUUAUAAACUAAAUUAAAAGAUCCUAUGGGAGUAUCAUAUAGAAUUUCUGGAAAAUUAAGUACAAAAAGACCAAUUUUAAUGCUUGGAAAUGUUAUCUAAGCUGAUUUUAGUCCAAGUGGAUAAGUUAGAAAUGAACAUUCACUUAGUAGAUGGGGAUUUAAAAUUACUAUUCGUCCAGUUUAUGGAGAUACUUAUCAUGUUAGCAAUGUUUUACAUAUGGUUAUUAUAGAAAACAUUUAAUCUCUAUUAGGUUUAAAUGAAAAUAGAACUUAAUCUGAAGAAAACAAUAAUCAUUUAUUAAAAUGGAAUAUUUUGAAAAAUGGAAGAGCAGGAUUUUAAUAUGAUAAACAUCUUAUCAAAGUUUUAGGCUAAUUAUCUAUUUCAAAUAUGAAUUAUGAUGAUGCAACAUUAUUACAUGAAAAUGCUGGAGCAAAUCCUAUACUUAAAAAUAAAUAUUAAUAAUUGAAGAGAGAUCUAAUCAAAAUCAAUUAUAAAAGUAGAGAAAUUUAGAAAAUUAAUAUUGAUCUUCUUUAAUUAGCUCAAUAAUAAAAUAAAUAUCUUUCCUAAAUCUUAGACAAAAAAGGAGAAUUCUACAAAGUUAUUUCUGAUGUUGUUAGUUAAUUUACGGAUUCAUUUUAAUAUAGAACUGCUAAAUAAAAAUCUGCGAUGAAAGCACACAUUGAAGAAUUUAAACAAAUUGAAAUGCUAGUUAUUUUGGUCACUUUAUAUCAUAGUGGAUUAUUAGAUGAAAUUAAUCUCUUAAACUUAGAAAAUCAUAUCGAUAUGUUAUAAGAAGCUAGAAAUGAUGUCAUCAAUUAUAUGCUUAAAGAAGUAGAGACUAUGAUUGAAUACUAAUAAAAUUAUGAAGGAAUGUCAUUAUAAGCUACUGAACUUAUGGAAUAAUAAAAAUUAAAAUAAAUUAAUGAAUCUAUUGAAAAUAUACUUUGGGAUAUGCUUUAAAAAAGAUUGGAAGGAAAUAGUGAUAUGAUUUAUAAAAUAUGCACUUAAUAAAAUUUGACAAUUAUUGAAAACAAUCCAAAUUUAUCAUUACGAUAAAUAUAUAAUAAUAUUUUAGGAAAAAUUAGAGAUUCUAAAUUAGAUCUAGUAAAUCCAUAUCAAUAUAUUGUUUAAAUCAUUAAAAAAAGAAUUUUAAUCCUAUUCAAUAUCAGUAAUGUUUAAUUAGUAGGUUAAUAAUAAUAGAUCUAAAUUAAAUCUUAACAAUCUGUUGAUUCUGGCAGUAUUAAAUAAUUAAAACCUCUUGGUAUUGAAAGAUCAAUAUCCCAUUAAAUAGAUGAUAAACACAUUGACAGUUAAAAGUUAUUAAAAUUCAGAUAAUGGCUAGAUAGUUAUUAGAAAUGGAAAGUUCUUCAUAAUGUUAAUUUAAACUAAAUUUCUGCUGAAUCCUUUGAUAUUCCUCCUGUUAAAUCUGUCAUACUAUUUCUAUAAUAAAAUGUUAAUGAAUCUUUAAUUUAAGUCAUGGAUUUACAUAAUAGAAGAUGUAUAAGAAGAAUUGCUUCUCUUAAAUUUCUCAAUGAAUUCUAAGGAUAAAGCGGAGGAAUCUUAUGUUAAGACAUUAUGAAUUAUAAAAUUGAAUUUGCCAGUUCUAAUAUAAAAGAGAUUCUACUGUAAGAAGUAGUAAAAAGAUUAAAUUAUCUAAUGUAAUCUAUAAAAAAUGAUUAUGCUACAUAUUUAAAUCAAGCAAUCACCUAAUAAAUUGAUGGAAAUUUGCUUGAAUAAUUAAAAAUCAUAUGUAUGACUCUUUGUGAAAUUAAUCAAUUAUUUUAAGUUGAUAAUAAUAUUUUAUGGAAGAGUAGAGAACAUGAUUACAAUCCUCAUUUUAAUCCUAUUUUUAAGUAAUUUUUAAAUAAUAUUAUCAUAACUGGAUUAUUAAGUUUGGCUUUUGUUAAUUUAGAUCAAUAAUAUUAAUCUGUUGCUAUUUUGAGUUAAAACAUCUUAAAUAAUGUCAAAGAGACAUUGUACAUAAUAACUGACAAUUUGAUGACUGAUGAUAUUCUUUAAUAAUUAAUAUAAAUUUUGUCAUAAGAAUUAGGAAUAUAAUUAUAGGGAGAUGAAGUAAAUUGUAGACUUCUAACAAAAUUGAACGAUUUAAUAGGAGUAAAGAGAGUGAAUUUUUUGCUAACAAAUAUUUUAGAUUAUUUGAUAAUUCAUUAAAAUUAAGAUGUUCCAUCAUCGUUAAUAAAAUUGAUUUUUUUUAUCUUACAUCAUACAAAUACUCCAUCAACGAUGAGAUUAGCAAUAAGGAUUUCUAAGUAUUUUAGUAGUAUUAAUUUGAACAAGAUGAAGUAUACUCCAAAAUAUGUAUGGUUUUAUUAUGAGAAUUGUAAUUAAUAAUAGGUGAAGGUGUUACAGGAGAAUAAAGAGUUAUAUUUUAGUUAGACAUUAAUUGAACGUGUAGGUUAAUUAGUGAAUUAAGAUGAAGAUACAAGUAAUUAAAAUAUUAAUAUAUAAUUGUAAAAUGAAUUAGUAAAUGUAUAAAAAAAGAUGAAUUAAUCAAAUACAAAUUAUGAUUAGAAUAAUCCAUAAUAGUAUAGAGUAAUAUUGCAUUUGUGUUAAGAGGAAGAAAUAUCUAUUUUAUUAAAGAUAUUAUAUUGGUGGGAGGAAUUGUAUCCAAAUUUGAAAUUGAAAUUGCCAUAAACAUAUUAAGAAUAUUUGGAAAUGAAAGAGAAAGAGAAGAAGAGAGAAGAAUAAAAGACAUAAUAACAAGAGGUAAUUGCAUAAUAGACAGAGUUUUAAUCAUAAAGAUAACAAUAACAACAAUAAUAUAAAUUAUUAGAGAGAGUAUUAAUGACUUAGCCUGAAAUUUAAUAAAAUGAUUAUUUAUUAGGAUGGGGAUUUAAUUAUAGCAAUUUAUAUAGUGAUAUGAAGAGUGGACCAUCAGAUAAUAAAAAACAUUCAUCUGGUAGAGUAAAGAAAUAGAUAAAAAAGUAUUGGAGACCUUUAAAUUUUUAGGAAUUGGAAAGAUUAUAUGAAGAAUUAUACAAAUAAAAUGAAGAUAUAAAGGCAUUUCCAGAUGAAUAAGCAUUUUUGCGAUAAAGGAAUUUUAUAACAAGGAUUCAUUCUCAUAUAAAGGAAAUAAAGAAUUAUGGUAGUUUAUUAACAGUUUAUGGUUGUAUAGCAUUUAGUGAGAUAUUUACAUAUUAAAAAGCAUAAGUAUUAAUAGAGUUGAUUUAAUCAGCAUUAAAUGGAACAUUACCAAAUAUACCUAUGAAUGAUUUAUCAGAGGAAUUCAAAAAUAAAGCAGAUCCAAAUAAAUAUAUAUUGAUAGGAGCGAUUAAAGAGAUAGCACCUCCAAAGAGUAAAUCAUAACCAUAGAAAGCACCUGCUUAAAUACCACCUUAACCAACAAAUGGAAAAUCUUAGAUGACAGUGAGUGUUUGUGAUGUAUAUACGUUUUAGUCUUAUGAGUUUAGAAUGGAUUAUAUUACAUUAUUACCAUAUGGAAAUACAAGUGUUAAUUUUUAUAAUGAAAUUAAUCGAAGUUCAUCAUUCACAUAAUAAUUAGUGAAUGGAUAAAUAGUAGGUUAAUUAAUUUAUGAAUUAAGUCAAUUGUUAUGUCACUCAUAAAUUGAUGUUACAAAUUAAAAUAAAUAUUAUAAAUUAGGAUAUACAACUAUUCUGUCAUAAUAAUUAAUAUAAAUAGCUCCAGGAAUACCGGUUUAAAUUAAAAAACAUAAAUCACAUGAUAAACAAUAUAUUGUUUCUGGAGGAGAUUAUUGUGGAUAAAAGGAAUUAAGACUGCUUUCUAAUAAUGAUGAUAAACUUAAUCUUUAGAUAGUUAAAUUGGAUGAAAUUGAACUAAUACAAUAAGAUAUUCCAUAAAUGAUAUCUUAAGAAUAAAUCAUAGAAUUAAUAGAAAAAGAGAAUGAUAAAUUUAUACUCAGGAAUCUUUUAAUAAUAGCAAGUAAAUUAUAAUGGAGAGGAUUUAAUGUAGAGAGAAUAAUAAAUAAAAUAUUAAAUUUAGCUACACUCUAUUAAGGAGAUAAUAAAUUCAUUCAAGCUUGGGAAAGAUUAAUUGAUAGCAAAUUAUAACCUAAUUAUUUCUUUCCUAUAGAAAUAACUAAAUCUAUCAAAUUCUUAUAAUAACCUUAAUAAGUUGAAUAAGAAGAAUAAAAGAUUGAACCUUUUGUAGAGAAUGUUGAUAACACUAUUAUAGUAGGUAGUACUUAUAUGUAAUCAUUGCCUGAAGCUUGUAUCGUAUCAAAUGAACUUAAAUUAGUGCAAUAUUGGGAGAAAAAUAUAUUACCUAAAAUAUACGAUUAUGUUAAGGGUUCUUUAAGACCAUAUGAAAUAGAGGACUUCUUUGAAUAAAUACGUUAAUAAUUAAGAAAAGGAGAAUAACAUAGAGCAUUGGAAAUAGCAUACAUAGUAUGCGAUUAAAGAAUGCCUAAUGGUGUUGUAAUUCCUGAAUCUAAUCAUGAUUGGAGUACUUUGACAAUUGAAGAAGUCUAAGCUGGAUAAUAUGUGUUAUGUAGACUUAUUGAUAAAACAUCAGAAUAAUUAUACUCUAAAGAAUAUUUACAUUAUAAAAAGCAAGGUUAAACCUUUAUUUGUGGAUAAAUUAUUGGUGUUGAUUAAAGAUCGUCCUCUAUUCUAAUUACACAUAUGGAUAUUAAUAAUUCUUAACUGUAUGCUACUUGGUUCCCAGUAAGUGCUCUCAAAUAAGUCUAAUUAUACAUUCCACCUAAUGCUAAUGCAUAUUAAUCAGAAACUAUUUUAAAAGAAUAUAAUAAAGAAUUAGACUUAGAACUUAGUAAAUAAGCCAGAUUAUUAUAUAUAUUAAUGAGUUAAACUGUUAAUGUAGACCCUAUUACAUAUUUAUAACUGGCCAUGUAAUUUGAAGGUUCAUGUAUUAAUGGUUGGCUUACUGAAUAAUUAAUUGAUGAUAACACCAAAACUAAUUAAAAAUUAAAUCAAUUUCUUUCUAAUCCAGAAUUAAUAUUCACUUGGUUAUCUAAAUCAUUUGAUUCUAUUUAAUAAUUUGUUAAUAAUAACAAAUUAAUUCUAGAUUUAGUUAAAUCUCAUAAAAAACCUUUAGAACUUAACUCAGAUCUUGAUAUUGCUGGUUUAGCUAUUGUUUUUAAAAAUGAUGCUACUUUAUGUACUUGUUCUGGAAUCAAUUUCUUUAAAGAUAGAUUGGGCAUCAAUGAUUUUUAUACUAUAAGUAGUGGUAAAGAAACUAGAGGUAGAUUAUCACCUAUUAUUUUAAAUUAAAAAACUGUUUAUUGUGAAUAUUAUUUUAAUGGAGAAGCUUUACCUAUUUAUUAAUAAAAAUAAUGUGUUUCUCGUUUACCUUGUGUUGUUUACAAGAUUCCUACUUUAUGGAAUACUGUAUGUUAUGUUAUUGAUUAAAUGAGUACGAUCUUUAUUAAAAAUAAAGAUAUUUAAAAUAUAAAAACCAUUAAUUAACUUUUAGAAAAAGUAUAUCAUACACAACCUCAUAUUUUAAAUCAAUCCAUUAUUAAAUUAUUAAUCAGAAAUGUUCGAAAAAUGUAAACAAUGACAGAUGAAACUUUAAAAGAUGAAUUUCUAUCCUAUUUAGUUAAUGAUGCUGUCAAAAUAUAUAAUAUUUAAAAAGCAGAACCAAAUGUUUUAUAUUCAUCUUAUCUAUAAGAUAUUACUGAAUUAUUAGCUUUAGCUAUUCCUAAUAAAACUAAAAUUUAGAUUCCAGAUUGGUUAAAUUCUUAUAGAUAUAUUAUCUAAAUUGCAGAAUUUAUUAAAUGUGGUAAAUCUUUAUACAAUGAAUAAAUUGAACAAAUUAAUGGCAUGUUAUAAAUAAAUCAAUGGAAUCAUUUAAUUUAUAUGAAUGAAUUACCAUGUGAUAUACAAGAUGUAUUACAAGAACAAUAAGUUAGAAUUUUAAAUCCUUCUAUAGACAUUUUUAAAAAGUCAAAAUAAACUAUCAUUCUAAUUGAUGGAUUUUAAUUAUUAAAUUUAGAAAAUGUUGAAAUAUAACUCCCUCCUGAACCUCUCUAAGAAUCUGUUAAAUUAUGGGAAUGUGAAAUGUGUACUUUCGCUGAAAAUGUCUGGGAUUCUUAAUAAUGUGCUAUGUGUGAAAAUCCAGCACCUGCUAAUAAAAUUCCUUAUAAAGGACCUGAAGAUUCAUCUUAAUAAAAAGAAUAAUAAUAAACUUAAAUUAAUGUUGAUGAGGAAGAUGAAAAAGCUGAUAAAAGAGAAGGAUAAUUCUUUGAUGAUCUUAUUGAAAAAAUUAAAGAUAAAAUUAAAAACUAUUAUACUGAUUAAUAAAAUUAAAAGUAAUAAAAACUUUAAUAAAUUAAUUCAGCUAUUGAAGUUUAAUAAAAUCUCUUAAAAUAACUCAAUAAAUAAUUAGAAAAAAAAUAAAAAUAAUUAAUAUCAAAAUAUAAUCCUAAAUCAAUUAAAUAACCAUUAUAAUAGUAACAAUAAUAAAAAAUUUAGGAUUGUUAAUUAAAACUUCAAGAACUCAAUAAAGAAUUGUAAUAAAUCUAAGAAAGUAAACUUGAAAACAAUUUCUAAAUUUAUUUUGGCAAAUAAGUCUUAGAAAAAGCAUAAGGAAAUUGUUAAUCUGCUAAGUAAUCUAAUAAUAAUAAUAAUCUUAAAAAUAAUCAAUCUAUAUCAAUACUACAUGAAUUCUUAUAAAAUAGAUUAGAAUAUUACAGAAAAAAAAUAAAUCCUAAAUACUUAGAAGAAAUGAAUAGCAUGGAUUCAUUAGAAAGUUGGUAAUAUUUAGAAUCUUUAGGUUAUGAUCUUCAUUAUUAAUAAGUCACUAGCCCAAAGAAUAUUUAAAUUCUACCAAUAUAAUAAAUGAAACAUCUUCUUAAAUUGAUUGAAUUUGAUAUUUGCAAAGAAACAAAGGCUGUAAGAGUUUACAACCCAAAAAAUAUAAGAAAUUAAAUAGAUGAAUAGGCUAUUAACUAUUAAGAUUAUAUUAAUUGUUUAACUAAAUAUUAGGAUAUUAUAAAUGCUCCAAUAUUAAUAAUAAGAUAAUCAUGGGCUAUAAUAAAAUUAUUCAAUCGCUAUUUAGAAGCUUGUGGAUAAUUUAUUAAUAUGGAUGUUCCAAUAGGUACAUCUUAAUAAUUCCAUUAAAAUACAAUAUUUUUAUCAAUGGGAAACUAUAUGUAAGUUUUAAGGUAAUUGUGUAUGACACCAACAAAAGUGGAUAUUGUUUAAAGAGUUUUAAAUAAAACAAGUAUUAGUAGAGAUUCUCCACCUAAAAUAAAUGUUGAACGUAUCCGUUUAGCAAACCGUAACGGAAGAACAAAUUAAUAGGAUUUCUUAUUUACAAUGGCAUAUGAAUAAAUGAAAAAUAUACCACCAACUUUAUUGAGACCAAUAAAACCAUAAGGAACCGAUCCAUUUUUGGCAUUUGAAGUAAAUUUUAAAGGUGAAGAUGUUUAAGGUGAAAGUGGUCCAUAUAGAUAAUUUUUUGCAGAUAUUAGUAAGGAAUUAUAAUCAUCUUAAUUAUUAUUAUAUCCAUCAACAAAUAAUCAAGCAAAAUUAGGUAAUCAUAAGGAUAAGUUUGUUUUAAAUCCAAGUGCUAAAUCUAAUUAUUAUUUACAUUUAUAUGAAUUCUUAGGAGUAUUGAUGGCAAUUGCUAUAAGAACUGCUACUCAUUUCUCUUUAGAUUUACCAUCAAUAUUUUGGAAACAAAUUGUUGGUGAGAAAAUCACAUUUGAAGAUAUAGAAUAAAUUGAUGCAACAAUGUGCAACUUAAUUAAUUUUAUGUAAGAAUGUCCUGAAUCAACAUUUGAAGAGAAUAUUUUUGAAAAUUGGGUAACUCUAAGAACAGAUAAAAGUGUUUAAGAAUUAAAAGAAGUAAUUUAUAUAGAUAUAUUAAAUUAUAGAAUGGUAGUAAAAUACCAGUAAAAUAUGAAGAAAGACUUGAAUACAUAAAUAAAUUGAUAGAAGUUAAAUGUACUGAAAGUGAAUUAUAAUGUGAAAACCUAAUCAAAGGAUUAGUUAAAAUAAUUCCUUCACCUUUAUUAAAUUGUAAUUUUUUAUUUAUAUUUAAAAUAGGGGUUUCAGCAGAAGAUUUAGAAUUAUGGGUAUGUGGAAGACCUAUUGUAGAUGUAGAUCUAUUAAAAAGGCAUACUAGAUACUCUGGUGAUUUAAAUGAAAAUAGUGAAAGAGUCAAAUACUUUUGGGAAGCCCUCUAUGAGUUAUCAGAAUAAGAAAAGUUGAGAUUUAUAAAGUUUUGUUGGGGUCAAGAAAGAUUACCAGCUAAUGAUGAAGAAUUUGAUCGAAACUAAAUAAGAUUCAUGAUUAAACCUUCAACUGUUAAUACUAAAUAACCAAAUAAAGCUCUACCAAAAGCAGAUACAUGUUUCUUUAAUUUAGAAUUACCAAACUAUUCUAGUAAAGAUGUAUUAAAUUAUAUUUAUUAUUUAGAUUUUAAAAAAGUAAUUACUAACAGCAAUUAAUUUCGAUUGUGAUAGUAUGAAUGCUGAUCCUAGAGUAAAUCUAGAUCCGAAUGCUCGACAUAGAAGAAAUAGAGAAGAUGAUGAAGAUGAUAGUUUAUUUGAAGAGGGGGAGUGGUGA
Messenger RNA from Paramecium sonneborni, 11881 nucleotides. The record is from the annotation of a GenBank genome assembly. Lineage: Eukaryota; Ciliophora; Oligohymenophorea; Peniculida; Parameciidae.